AUGCUUGAUUCUUGAAUGGCUGGGCUAUUUGGGAAUAACUCUUUAGAGCGCGCUACUAGAUCUUUGAAUACCUGACCUCUUGAAAAGCUAAGCUCGUCUUCACCGCAUACAAACACUAUUUUUACUGAAUUUGCAUUUUCAAUUACUGUUUUGAUAACUGAAGCAUUUAUUAUAUUUAUGUCAGAGCCACGAUUGUCCUGGAAGCCAGGGAUAUCAAAAUAUAGAACUCUGUCUAAUUCUAGGUACAAAUUUAAAAUAUUUUAA
Blepharisma stoltei is the source of this 264-nucleotide messenger RNA. The record is from the annotation of a GenBank genome assembly. NCBI's taxonomy places the organism in Eukaryota, Ciliophora, Heterotrichea, Heterotrichida, Blepharismidae.